Messenger RNA from Musa acuminata AAA Group (dessert banana), 4220 nucleotides. RefSeq names its product pentatricopeptide repeat-containing protein At5g62370. The record is from RefSeq and is a predicted model, not a curated record. Gene Ontology annotation, molecular function: protein binding. NCBI's taxonomy places the organism in Eukaryota, Viridiplantae, Streptophyta, Magnoliopsida, Zingiberales, Musaceae. Bases 125 to 2899 code for a protein of 924 amino acids. The transcript has 5 exons.
GGACGCGUAGAACAGGUGAAGUGGCGGCGGACUCUUCUUGCUCGCUGCCGGCUCCUCUCUCUCUCUCCCGCGAUGCUCGUCCCCCUUUGUGCCCCCUUUCUCUCCCUGCGGCGGCCGCCACCAGAUGUUCGCGUCGAAGACUCGCAUCCUCUGCUCCGUCAGAAGAAAGCUCAUAUAUUCUCGCUUCUCCUAUUCGGCCGCCGCCUCCGUCUCCUCGUCCCUUCCCAUCUCCGACUCCGACACGCCGCCUCCCUACGAGGACAUCCCCGCUGCCCACGGGUCCCUCUGCCUCUCCCUCCUCCUCCGCCUCGUCCGCCGCGGCUUGCUCUCCGCCGCGUGUUCCGUCCUCGACCGCAUCGUGACGAGGUUGCCCCUCUCCGACGCCACCGCGGCGGUCGACCUCGUGGCGUUCCUCGGCCUCUCCCCUGACCAUGGACGCCUCAUACGCUCCCUCGUUUACUCCGAACAGUUUCUAAAGGCCGAAGCUCUCUUCGCGCACGCCACCAGCGGUGCACUCUCCGAUGAUCCCUCUGUGCUGGAUGCCAUCAUAGAAUGUCUUUGCAAGAUGGGGAAGUUGGUAGAGGCCAAAUUCCAUCUGGACCAGAUGAUAAAACUUCAAACUUUGCCAUCGCAGAGGACGUAUAACGCAUUGCUGCGCGCGCUCUUUACGGAAGCAAAGUUCUUGGAAGCUGUGGACCUCUUCUUGCUAAUGGCAGGCGCCGGCGUUUACCCUUAUUUAUUGUGUUAUAAUCUAUUAAUCCCUAAUUUGUGUUCAAAGGGUUACUUGGGUCAGGCACGUUACCUGUUUGAUACAAUGAUCGGCACAGGCUUGCACCCUGCUGCCCAUGUGUACAAGUCCUUAAUUUGUGGAUAUUGUAAGGAGGGAAGGUUGGAACCGGCUCUGGAUAUUUUCAAGGCAAUGAAGGAAAAUACUUUCUUGAAGCCAGAUUCCUAUGCCUACAAUUCCCUGAUACAUUGCUUCCUGAAACUUGGUUGUGUUGAUUCAGCAUUGGAGCUGUACAAUGAAAUGAUUGAGACCGGAUUGCAACCUAAUGUGGUGACUCACAGUAUGAUGAUCUGUUGGUACUGCAGGAACCACAAGCUGGAUUGUGCUUUGAAGCUGCUUGAUAUGACCUUUAGACAUGGUUUAGUUCCUGAUGUCCAAUGCUUCAGAGUUGUGACAACAGCGCUUUGCAAGGAAAACAGAUUGGUAGAAGCUGAGCAGUUGUUUGAUAAGAUGUUGGAAAGUGGUCUCAUCCCAGAUCCUAUGAUGUUUGUUUUGCUGAUUCAGAAUUUUCCGAAAGGUUAUGGAUUUAAAUUUCUUUGGAAGACUCUGCAGGCUAUAGCUAAGGCAAACAGUACUGCUGAUAAUUUAUAUUCCUCAGUACUUUCCAUUUGUAGUUCAGAUGAAAAGUCUCUAAAAGAAAUAGCAGUUCUACUUGACGAGAUCAUGAAGUGUAAUGUGCUUCCUAUUGAUGUGGUUCUUAAUAUAAUGAUAAGCACCAUGUGUGCAGAAGGAAAACUUGGUGUUGCUUAUUGUUUGAUGGACCAAAUGGUUAGUUCUGGCUGUGAACCUUCAAUUUCAACAUACAAUUUUCUACUAAAAUGCCUAUGCAAAGAGAACCAGAUGGACGACGUUCGACUACUCCUGAACCUAAUGCACAGCAGGGGAGUGGUAGGGAAUGAGGCUACUUAUUCCAUUGUGAUACAUGCAUAUGGAAAACUUGGGGACAUAGACUCAGCUUUUGAAUCAUUUGAUCAGAUGAUUGAUCAAGGUGUUGAGCCUAAUGUCGUUAUCUAUGACUCGAUAAUCAGUUGUCUGUGCAGAAUGGGAAGGCCAAGGGCAGCUGAGCUAGUGUUUGACAGAAUGAUAGGAGGAGGGGUCAUGCCUGAUGAAGCUGCCUAUACUACUCUUCUAAAUGGUUACUCUAAAAUUGGCAGGCCUUUUGAUGCUUGUCGCCUUUUUGAUGAGAUGAUAGAUCAGGGUUUGCAGCCUAGCUCCCAUGCCUAUAGUGCACUUAUAAACGGACUAAUAAAAAGAAACAUGUUUAGAAAAGCCUGCCAUUAUCUGGAUAAGAUGUUGAUGGAUGGGUUUCUUCCAGAUACAGUUCUCUAUACAAUGCUAUUUAGUCAGUUCUUCAAGAAAGGGGACGUAUCCUUAGCCCUGGAUCUAGUCGACUUGAUGAUGAGAAACCAGAUUGAACCUGAUCUGAUUACCUAUGGAUCAUUAGUUAGUGGGCUUUGCAGAAAUGUCUUGCGUCGAAAUAGAAUGCCUCCUCCAUUGUCUUGGAAACUGGAAGACGCAAGAUGCAUACUUUUCAGGUUGCUGCCACAGAAAACUGUGUGCCUAGAAAAGAUAGAACACAGGGAUUAUUGCAGAUCAACUGCACAAACGAUUGAGCUUGCGUUAAAUAUAAUGCAAGAUCUAGCGGACAAUGGGAUGAUGCCAGAUCUUCAUGUUUAUAAUGGAAUGCUCAAUGGAUUAUGUCGAGCUAACAUGAUUCAAGAUGCUUAUGAUUUGGUUACACUAAUGCAGAAAGUUGGCAUCAUUCCCAACCAGGUGACCUUUACAAUUUUAAUGAAUGCCCACAUCAGAGUAGGUGAGAUUGACCGUGCUGUUCAGUUAUUCAACCACAUGAAUGGAGAUACACAUGUUCCUGAUAAAAUCUCCUAUGACACAUUAAUUAAGGGUUUUUGCAAGGCUGGAAGAGUUGAUGAGGCUCUGUCGCUUGUUAAAAUGAUGCAGAAAAGAGGCUUUUGCCCAAGCAAUACUGCAUAUGAUACACUAGCUGAAUCUCUGUUUCUUAGUUCUUCCACUGACCUUGCCAUCAAGCUGCUUGAGGAGAUGCUUUCUAAUGGUUAUGUGCCACGGCCUAGUAAUUUUUAUAAGUUGAUCUGAUUUCUCUCUGAAAGUAAUUUGUUUGAGGCUCAUAGAUUUUUUAAUAUGAUGCUGAAAAGAGGAAAAAGUCCGGAUCAGGAAACAAAGAUGCAUUUGGUUGAAAUGUGUUUCAGGCAUGGACUAUUUGACAUGGCUUUUGAGAUUGAAGGAAACACAUUAAUCCAUGAGAACUCUCGACGGAGUGAGUGCCAUUAAGCAUCAAAAGUUAUUGGAAUCGUGCCUGAAAUUUUUGAAUGCUUAAUUGAUUUUCGUCCUUCAUUAACCUUCUAUUUAAGGUAAUGAAAUUCUUUGAUGCAUAUGGGAUCCUCUUUCAAGGUAUCUGAUAUCUAAUUAGACACAUGUUGGUUAUGAUGCAUAUGGGAUCCUCUUUCAAGGACAAUUACAUAAGCUGACAAUUAAAUUGUCAAGCGGCAUGGGCGUAAGUUCCAGGCUUGUGCUAAUGAAAGGACAAGAAGAACCUGGAUGCUGCUCUUCAAAUGAAAGAAUUCAAGUUGCACGAUAACUAUUUCAGGUUAUUGUUUGAUCAAGUUCUAUUUGACGAACUAUUCAAAUGCAUGAGGACCACGUCCAAUAGACAAGGGAGUGAAUUAUGUUGCUGUCAGUCACCCUCUACAUGAUGAAGCGUGUUCCAUGUGGUGCUCAAUGGAAGUUGAACAGUGAUAUGCUAGACAUGAGAAGCAGUGGUGAAGGCACACUGUGGUUAACUCCCAGUGGUUAAAUAAAUAUCCAUUUUUGGUGCACUUAUUAAGUGGGAGUUCAGCAAUACAAAGGAGACCGAAUCAGGAAGCUUCUCUAUAUUCUUUUAUUCAACAAUUGCUUGCACGUAUAUUUGGGAAUUUGGAUGUGGUGGAGAUGAUUGCCUUUGCUUACAUGUAAAUGUUAGGUACCGGCAUCUUCGACGAUGAUGUGUCUUGCACCGGCAUCGGUCUUAUACGCCCCAUUUGUGAAUGUUGUCAUUUUAAUUGGGGUUAAUGUUUGCCUAUGCCUCAACUAGAGACAAACCGUUUCGGCCUUUUCCUGUUAGUUGCAAUGCUUCUCAAAAGGGACAAAUAGUGGGAUCGUUAGGUAGCGUCAAAGGCACUGCAUUGUUAUUUGGACUGGGCGGAAAAGGUUCCUAUAUAAGCUGUUCUACACAUCACAAGUGCUUAUUUUAUCUAUGUUACCUGGGACCAUUGGAGUGGGUACAAGAAAUUUCUUACUACAGUACUUUGAGGCAAGGGCCCUCCACCCUAUGUAUCUAAUACACAUCUUAAUGUAUUCAUACAUGCAUGUUACUGUAGAAUUGUGGAUAGUUUUCUUGCUAUUGUAGACUGCUUCAAGC